Petromyzon marinus (sea lamprey) is the source of this 2621-nucleotide messenger RNA. RefSeq names its product armadillo like helical domain containing 4 (gene ARMH4). The record is from RefSeq and is a predicted model, not a curated record. Lineage: Eukaryota; Metazoa; Chordata; Hyperoartia; Petromyzontiformes; Petromyzontidae.
CAUGCCAAGUACCUUGGGCCGUCGCAGCCCCAGCAUCAUCAUCGCGUGUUUGUCUGCCGUGUUGUUGUUGUGCGCGCAUCUGCGCACGUGCGCGCGCGAUAACGCAGCGCGUGCACCCGACCCUGACCGGCUCCGCCUGCGCGAUGCGGCGACCCCCCCGGCAUGGAUUGCCGAGGACAGAAGCAAAAAAAUCCAUCCCAAUGUUUUUUUCUCUCUCUCUCUCUCCCUCUUCUCGCGCGAGCAGCUUCUGCAAGCAGCCAGACGCAAACCCUGCAGGGCUCGGGCGCCUCCCUUUCAUCUCCUAACCGCGUCCUGUCGCAUCCCAUCAAAUCUCAUCACAUUUUCCAUCCACGUUUGAUUUGUACGGCUUUUUUUAUAUACCUUGGGUGUGCCAGCGAGAAAUCCCUUAAUGAUAAAUAUAUAACGAUAGAGAGAGAGCACGAGGAACAGACGGGCACGUAUAGAGUCAAAAAAAUAACAACUAUCAUUCCGCUGUCUGUCCAUCCUCGGCCAUGCGAGCUGUGGGAGCGAGCGGCUGCCUGGCCGCCACGCUGCUGUUGAUAUCGGUCCUCAGUGGCCCGUCUUGGUCCAGGCCGACCUCCACAACGGGGUCGUCCCCGCGGGCCUCCAAGGGCGCGCGGGGCUGCCCCGGCCAGCGCCUGUACGCCGCUCAAGACGGGGGCCAGCAGGGUCGGCUGGACCUUGGCUCCGUGGUGACGGCAUCGGCAUCGGCGACCAGCGUAAGCGGACGCGAUGUGAUCGCUGCUUGCGCCGAGGCGCGGGGCGCCGAUGUGAGGACGACUCCCGUGGUGGGCGGCCGUGCCGGUGGCGGCGGUGGUGGUGGUGACGGCGGUGGGGCCUCGCGAGUUCUCCACUCCAGGGCGAGGCGGUGGCUCGAGUCUCUGGCGCCGGUCGACUUCCCCGAGGAGCACUUCCCCGGCCUUAACUACUGGGGCUUUGGAGACGCAGAAGAGGAUGAAGACGAAGACGAGGAGGAGGAUGGCGUGCAAGUGAGGGGCGAGCGCGGCGAUGGAGAGGAAAAACGAGCAGCGGAGGACGGUGCGGACGACGUGGAUCAAGGUGACGGUGAAGGAGCAGACGUCGUGGAUUAUGACAAACCACAAGGUGAGAAGAAGCUGUCGUCUGAAGAAGCCCUCACUCGUGGUCUCACCCUGGAGGAGCGAGCAGGUGGUGGACAGGAAGCUGAGGACCUGGCUGCCGAUCGCCAGGAGGCAGAGGAUCCUGCAGAUGAUAACUGGAAGGAAGAGGACCCUGUCAGGAGUGAUCCAAAGGUUGAGGAUCAAGCAGAUGACGAUGAAGAGGAUGCUGAAAUCCCUGCAGGCGAUGUAGAGCUUGACAGCCCCACAGAUGGAAAUGUGAAGCUUGAAGAACCUGUCGGUGGUCAUGAAGAGGUGCUGGACUCUGCAGGUGGCGAUGAUCAGAAGGUUGAAGACCCCGCGGGUGAACAUGACUCGAACGCGAGUGACUCCACACGCGAAGUGCCCUCCGACGUUGAUCCACAAACCCAGCCCAACGCCUUAGACACCACGGAGGCGGCUGCCGUCUCUGACAAACACGGAGGGGCCACAGCUGAGGAGGACUCGACAAAGCGCCUGCACAAAGCCACCUCGUGGGGGCUGGGGGUGAACGAAAGUGCCCCUGGUGGAGGAGAAGGUGACAACGACGACGAGGAGCCCGGCAGGGAGACGGAGCUCAACGAGACGUCGAGGCACGGAGACAUCACCAAGGGUGACGUCUCAGGCAGCACGGACGCCGGGCUCAACCUCACGACCGCUGCAGCGCCGACACAAGUGCUGCAGAGCAACACGUGGCAGCCGGACAAAACGAGUCAACCAAGUCCAUCGGCUCGCGGUGCUCAAGCCGGGCCAGCGGAGGCGACGGGUCAGCCUGGGCAGGUGGAGCACGUGGCGACAGCGGAGGCGGGCGAACCGGCGGGAGCGGCGGGCAGGCUGGGGAGAAGGCGGGCCGGUCUGCAGGAGGGGCUCCUGGUGGAGGUCCCCUACCCCCGCGGGGGGGCCCUGAGGGGAAACCCCAUGCAUGCCCCCCACGGAUACGUCAUAAAGAGCUGGGUUCGGGAACUGCGCAGUAAGGUGGGCUGCAUGUCGGGGCUGCUCGUGCCGGUGGGGAUCGGCGUGGCCGCCGCCGCCUUCAUGCUGCUGGCCGUGUACGGCCUACGGGCCGCGGCCACACGGCGGUGGCGACGCAGCGUCAAGAGGCGGCCGCAGAAGAGCGACACCACCAGCACUCAGGAUCGCAUGAUGCUGCUGGCAGGCAGCAGCGAGGAGGAAUUCUAAACAACCUGGCCCGGACCCCACACUCCCCGUACCGCAAACAACAACAACCGCCAGGCGCCACUCGCUGGCGACGACGUCACCACGGACCGCAACAUGCACACACACGCACGCACACACAUGUUCGCUCCGCACUCCUCUCUACCACACGCGUGACAGUGGGCGCACAGUCAACUCUCAAGCGCGUCCCAACACACGCAACGCAACGCAGCGAACCGCGCGAGAAAAUGAAAGUAAAUGAGCGCGUUACCACGGGCGGACUGAGACCCAAUUUGGUGCCGUGCGCAAUUACAUAUGUGGGGAUACAAA